Molecule: messenger RNA, 931 nt
Organism: Juglans microcarpa x Juglans regia
Lineage: Eukaryota; Viridiplantae; Streptophyta; Magnoliopsida; Fagales; Juglandaceae
Product: MOB kinase activator-like 1A
Exons: 7
Coding region: 142-789 (215 amino acids)
Biological process (GO): signal transduction; positive regulation of protein phosphorylation
Cellular component (GO): nucleus; cytoplasm
Molecular function (GO): protein kinase activator activity
Source: RefSeq, a predicted model, not a curated record
GCUGCUGGGUUUUAUUCCUUACUUUUUCAGUUUUCAAUCCACAGCCACCUGAAGAAAGUCCGAAGUCGAAAGACAAUCCCAACACCCAAACCUUCCUUUAGAUUUCUCUGCCUCUGUUUUUCUCGCUCUCUCCCGCUGGCCAUGAGUCUCUUCGGUCUGGGCAGAAACCAGAGGACAUUCCGUCCAAAAAAGAGUGCACCCUCAGGGAGUAAGGGGGCACAACUCAGAAAGCACAUUGAUGCCACCCUAGGUAGUGGAAACCUGAGGGAAGCAGUAAAACUUCCUACUGGAGAGGAUUUAAAUGAGUGGCUUGCCGUCAACACUGUUGAUUUCUUCAACCAAGUGAAUUUGCUCUUUGGUACGCUCACAGAAUUCUGUACUGAUGAGAAUUGUCCAACAAUGACUGCAGGCCCCAAAUACGAGUAUAGAUGGGCAGAUGGUGAAAAAAUAAAGAAACCUAUUGAGGUUUCUGCUCCGAAAUAUGUUGAACUUUUGAUGGACUGGAUUGAAGGCCAGCUUGAUAAUGAAUCUAUAUUUCCUCAAAGGCUUGGGGCACCCUUUCCUCCCAAUUUCAAGGAUGUUGUGAAGACAAUAUUCAAAAGAUUGUUCCGCGUAUAUGCCCACAUCUAUCACUCUCAUUUCCAAAAAAUUGUAAGCCUCAAGGAGGAGGCCCAUCUAAACACGUGCUUUAAGCAUUUCAUACUAUUUACUUGUGAAUUUGGGCUAAUUGACAGAAAAGAGCUGGCUCCACUUCAAGAGCUCAUAGAUUCCAUAAUUGUUCCUUACUAAAUGGAUUGGCUUAUCCUGUAAAACAUAAUGAUGUAUUAGGGAAACUUGAUUGAGCUAAAUGAAAUAAAACACUACUCAACUGUAUGACUCUAGGGACUCUCUCAAGUUUCUUUAUAUUACAAAUUCAGGUGCUUGUGCUGUA